AGCGGGAACGAUGGUUUCGUCUCGGAACGGGGCGUCCUCUCCCCCUAGGGUUUACCUCAUUUCAUCGUCGUCUAUCUCCAUCGAUGCUUGGCUUCCAAUCUGUAGUGCCUGAGAAGCAUCCAUCCGUUUUUGCAUCCGCCCCGUUGCUGCUUCCCCGCCAUCGCCCUGUAGUUCGCAGGCUCCUCGUGGCGUGUAACUAGGUACGAUCGCCCACCAUGUUGUAUAUCAUGCGGAAUUUCAAAUGUGGGCGGAGUUUAAAAUACUCGCGAAGCUGCAUGCCCUCGAACCCUUGAAAGCAUUUCUGCGCACUACGGGGUAGCUGUGGGGCUGGAUGUGAUGUGCUGACUGCCAUGGUGGCGCUCGCAUUUAUAGUGUCGCCAUGUUUAUGGUGCUGGAACAAAUAAGCAAGCUUCGUUUUCUGCAGCCAUCGUCCUAACGAUGGGUCUUUUUUUAAGUUCAGCACGGAACUCAGAGUACGAUGCUUCGAUUGGGAAUAGUGACUCAACAAAGAGGCCCCGCAUCAGUGUUAAGUAUGAACACCAGCCAGCUACCAUACCAGGCUUGCCUGAAGAGAUUGCAGUUCAAAUUUUAGCUCGUGUCUCACGGGGAAACCAUCCUCUUCUAAGCUGUGUAUGCAAGGCUUGGUACCAUGUUCUCUCCACACCUGAAUUCUUCAAUCUCAGGAAGGAGCUGGGUGUGACCGAGGAGUGGUUGUAUGUAUUGAUGAAGGAUGAAGAAGAGCGCCUGGGAUGGCGUGUACUAGACCCUGUGGAAGGGAGGUGGAGGAAGCUGCCCCCCAUGCCUGAAUUAUCAAAUAUUGCCAAGAAGACUGAGGCAAACGAGAUCUCAUGGGGGUGGAGGCUCCGUUCGGGUCCUUUGCGGAUGCUGCGGCUGACUAGUCUCUUUGGAGGUUGGUUUCAGCGGAAGGGCUUCUUGGACAAGAUACCGUAUUGUGGCUGCUCGGCGGGAGCUAUCAAUGGCAGUCUCUAUGUCCUGGGGGGCUUCUCGUGGGCUAAUGCUAUGCGUGCAGUUUGGAGGUACGACUCACGGACGAACCGGUGGGCGUCAUCAGCGGCGAUGGAGGUUGCUCGUGCAUAUUGCAAGACAGGGGUUAUUGACAACAAGCUUUAUGCUAUUGGUGGAGUUGAUCGGGGUCGAGGAGGCCUAACUCCUCUGCAAUCCGCUGAGGUUUAUGACCCUGAGACAGAUUCAUGGUCUCAAGUUGCCCCAAUGCCAUUUCGGAGGGCACGAGUGCUUCCUACAGCUUUUCUGUCAGACAUGUUGAAGCCGAUUGCGACGGGAAUGGCUUCUUAUAAUGGAAAACUUUGUGUUCCUCAAAGUUUGUACUCGUGGCCUUUUUUCGUUGAUGUUGGUGGGGAGAUUUUUGACCCUGCAACGGACACUUGGGUUGAGAUGGCAACUGGGAUGGGGAAUGACUGGCCUGCCCGGCAAGCAGGAACAAAACUAUCUGCUGUAGUAGGUGGGAAGCUGUACGCUCUCGACCCCACAAGUUCCAUGGAUGGGAGCAAGAUCAAGGUUUAUGAUUCUGACAAGGAUGUGUGGAAGGUUGUGUUGAAGAAGGUGCCCAUCCUACUCGACCUCAGUGAUUCGGAGUCGCCCUACCUGUUGGCCGGAUUUGAUGGAAAGCUUCAUGUCAUUACAAAAGAUUUUAAUAAUAACGUGACAGUUUUGAGAGCAGAGUUGGGAUUCAACUCUCAAUCACACCAGGCGAAGGAGUUUGAGGUUGGGUGGAAGACGAUUUCGAGUGCCAGCUUUGGUGCUGUUGAGCUGGUUGCUUGCCAAGUCCUUGAUUUGUAACCAAGUUCAUUGUCCGAUUCGCCAACGUAAAGGAAGAUGUGGAUGGAGAUUACAUAAUAGCCCGGCUGUUCUGCUUUUUGCCUUGCAGGUCCUGUGUAUGGGUUCGUGCGAUCCAAUCGCUAAAUCAGGUUAGUGUGAAGUCUAUUCGAGCAAAUUAAUGAGAAACACCUCUCUCAGUAAUCUAACUGUAGAGUAACAUGUAAUUGUAGAUUUUUGAUGUACAGUCUUCAGCAGAUUAGUGGGCCUUAGUUGCCACUUUCAUACCAUAAAAAGUUCCUGAUAUUCUUGAAGCUGUAUUGUGUUGUUCAUUAGAGUUAAGUGGUUCACUUUUUACACUCAUGCAUUGCUCUAGAGCAUCCACUUCGAUGGCCGUCAGGUUCAGAACUGCAUGUAUGCUUCCUAAAACGGUGCAUCCGGUUUACACAUUCUGAUGGAAUCUCGGUUCAUGACGCACCUAUUAAUUUC
Molecule: messenger RNA, 2283 nt
Organism: Physcomitrium patens
Lineage: Eukaryota; Viridiplantae; Streptophyta; Bryopsida; Funariales; Funariaceae
Product: F-box/kelch-repeat protein At1g22040
Molecular function (GO): protein binding
Source: RefSeq, a predicted model, not a curated record